This is a messenger RNA of Chenopodium quinoa (quinoa), 965 nucleotides long. RefSeq names its product 28 kDa heat- and acid-stable phosphoprotein-like. Lineage: Eukaryota; Viridiplantae; Streptophyta; Magnoliopsida; Caryophyllales; Amaranthaceae. Bases 232 to 717 code for a protein of 161 amino acids. Gene Ontology annotation, cellular component: cytosol. Gene Ontology annotation, molecular function: RNA binding. The record is from RefSeq and is a predicted model, not a curated record. The transcript is spliced from 8 exons.
UUUGAUACAAAGUGAACCAAAAAUUAGGGUUUUUCAAAUCGACCCUUUUUAGAGAGAGAAAACGAAAGAAGAUAAAGAGGAUUCCCAAUAAUCCCCAAUAUAUUUUGAUUAAAGUUUCUCUCUUUUAUAUAUACUUUUGAUUCUUCUCACACCCAAUUUUCUCUUUCUUCAAAUUCCUUUCUCCUUUCAAUUUACGCAGUUUUUGAGCAAACUACAACAGCAGCAUCAACCAUGGGAAGAGGAAAAUUCAAGGGCAAGCCUACUGGCCGCCGCCAGUUUUCAACUCCCGAAGAUAUUUUAGGUGGAACUUCUCGUCCACGCACCUUUAGACAGAAAAAAGAAGAGGAAGAAGAGGUAGAAGAGGAAGAAGAAGAAUCAGAGGAAGAAUCUGAUGAGGAUACUGAACGAAAGAUGAAAGGGACACAGGGGAUCAUUGAGAUAGACAACCCCAACAUGGUGAAGAAACAGAACCUAAAGGCAAAAGAUAUUGAUCUUGACAAAACAACUGAACUUACAAGACGUGAGAGGGAGGAGUUGGAAAAACAGAGGGCUCAUGAAAGAUACAUGAAGCUGCAAGAACAAGGGAAAACGGAACAAGCAAAGAAAGAUUUAGAGAGGUUGAAACUUAUUCGUGAACAAAGGGCAGAGGCUGCUAGGAAGAGAGAGGAAGAGAAAGCUGCCAAGGAACAAAAGAAAGUCGAAGCCCGCAAAUCCUGAAGGCAGAGGAAAAAUCUUGAACAAAUCUUCGCUUUUUAAUAGCUAUAAUUUGUUUGUUUUAAAGUUAUGCAUAAAUAUGCCCCAAAUUGUGCUGGUUGUGAUAAUUUACCCCGUUUUUAAUUUAGCUUGAUGGUUGACCAUGUAAUUCUGCUUAUAGCAAAUGAAAAGUUAUACUCUUAUAAACAUUGAGCAACCAUUUUGUGCACUGUAAGUUAUAUUUGUUCUAAUUCGAGGUGCAAUUCAUUCUA